Messenger RNA from Gaeumannomyces tritici R3-111a-1, 4044 nucleotides. RefSeq lists its product as hypothetical. NCBI's taxonomy places the organism in Eukaryota, Fungi, Ascomycota, Sordariomycetes, Magnaporthales, Magnaporthaceae. The record is from RefSeq and is a predicted model, not a curated record. Gene Ontology annotation, molecular function: NAD+ binding. Bases 198 to 3482 code for a protein of 1094 amino acids. The transcript has 2 exons.
GCUGGAACCAUAGCCCACAUCCGCCCGCGCCUCACCGAGACGCGUUCGAAGCGGUAGCUCACUGCCGACAAGCUCAACCCGGACGCGUCCAACCGACAUCCAACCUUCGAGACGAUCACAUAUGCACUCUGCGCAGUGCGAGCGCGCCGGCGCAGCCAAUUGAUGCGCCUUCGCUCCUUUCUGGUACCUAUGGCGCAAUGCCCACCCUUCAUGUAACGCCCGACGGGCACGACAGCCUGCAGGCGAUCGCGGAUGCCCUGUGCAAGGCCCGCAAGGUCGUGGUGAUCACCGGCGCCGGAAUCAGCACCAACUCGGGCAUACCAGACUUCCGUUCCGAGAACGGGCUAUACUCUCUUAUCCAAGCGCAGUUCGACCAUGCCUCGAGUGCUUCUGCCUCGCAGCCAACGACGGCUGCUGGAUUUCUAGACGCCGCGCCGACCACCGCUCCCCCUCUAUCGGCCGAUGCCACACUUGGACGCGAGGACGACCUUGACCGAGACCGGGCUACGAAGAGGCGAAAACUUUCACCAGAACCGACAAACCCCCAUGACGAGCCAUCUACGGAGCUCCAGGAGGACACACAGCCUCGAGAGAGCCAUGAAACUGUACUCUCAAAUCCUACGUCACCCAAGCCUGUCCUGAAGGAACCGACAGAAGAGCUGCCGUCGCAGUCGGUCGAGGCGCCGCCGCCACAACAGCCCCCGAUCUUUCCAUCAAUAUACGACCUCCGGGCCCGGCAGGCGACAUCGCCGCUGUCCUCCCCUCCCCCAGGCCUUUUCGAUCCCCUUGGACGUCAGUCGAUGAGCCCGACGGCUAGCACCCGAAGCUCGGAACCAACCGAAGGCGACGAGACGCCGCCAUCAUCGGCGCCCAUGUCCCAGUCCGCGUCCUCGCACAACAUGCAGAACCUGCCAAACAUGAAGGGCAAGGAUCUUUUUGAUGUGUCGAUAUGGCGCGACCCCACGCGAACGUCGGUGUUCUACACCUUCACCACCUCGUUGAGGCGCAAGGUGAAGAGUGCCGAACCGACCAACACACACCAUUUCCUUGGUCACCUCCGAGAUAGGGGCAAGCUAGUCCGCUGCUACACCCAGAACAUCGACGAGAUCGAGGAGAAGGUCGGCCUCACGACUUGCCUGAAGCUUGGCCCGGGUCAUCGAGGCAGGUUUUCCACUCGCGCUCAUCGAGCCUCGGCCCCGGCUGCCCUGAACCGGGCCAUGAGCGACCCUGGAGCUCUCGAGGCGCCGCGCGAGAAGCACUCAAGCGGGGUCGAGUGUGUCUAUUUGCACGGUUCGCUUAGUUCGCUCCGUUGCUUUGCAUGCGGUAGGAUCAGCGACUGGGAGGACGAGCGCGAGAGCGAAACCAUGUCUGGCAAGCAGCCUGCCUGUCCGCAUUGUGUUGGUGCUACUGCCGCAAGAGAGGGCCGUGGGAAGCGCGCGCUGGGAGUCGGCAAACUACGGCCCAACAUUGUGCUCUACGGCGAGGAGCACCCAAGUGCCCACUUGAUUGCACCUGUCGUGCAGCACGACCUCUCGCUGAACCCCGACAUGCUCCUUAUCCUGGGAACCAGCCUGCGCGUCCACGGGCUCAAGGUUAUGGUUCGGGAGUUCGCAAAGGCCAUUCACAGCAGGAACGGCACGGUCGUGUUUGUAAACCUGACAAAGCCCGCCGAGAGCACGUGGGCUGAUAUUAUCGACUAUUGGGUGCAGUGGGACUGCGACGCUUGGGUCAAUGACGUCAAGGCCAAAAAGCCGGUUAUGUGGCUGCCGCCCGGCGCCGAGCUCCCAGAGCCAGAGAAGCAGCGGAAGGAGAGCAAGCCCAAGGCUACUAAGGCUACCACAGCCUCAAAGAACAAACAGCCCAAGACUUUGGGUUCCAGGAAGAGCAAGGGCUCGCUCUCUCCGCCGAGUGUGGAAGGCUCUGGGACUAUCGCGGCUGAGCAGGACACUUCCCUCGAGGUUCGGGGCACAACCGAUGCCGUUGAUCUUCAGGAGGCCGUUAAUCCGCAGGAGGCCGUUGAUCCUCAGGAGGUCGUGUCAGGUAGCGGCCAGGAAGUGAAGAUGCCUGGGCGCUCUGAUCAGCCGAGGCAGCCCAAGGAGCCGAAACCACCGCCAGUUCGCUUUCCCCAGCUACCGGAUGAUAAAACCAACACAGCCGUCUUGGUGGCAACGCUCCAGGCUCAUCUAGCCAAGAUUGGUCGGCGUCGGAACGACUAUCACGCGUCUAUGCAACAUCCCCUAAACCCCCGGGAUAUCCGAAGGUUGACAUCCCGCAACAGCGCCCUUGCCGGCGACAUGGCCGUGUCUGGAACCCCUGGCAGCGUCCCUGAUGGCCACAGCUGGACCGCAACGCCGACACCCUCGCAUAGAGUAAAGAAGCCCGCCACGAAGCGCAAAUCACAGGUCAAGCUGGAGCUCCCAUCGCCCCUCGCUACACUUCCGACACAAACGGAACACCCCGAUAACUCAUCGCUCAUCUCCAUCAUCCCGAGUGUCAAGAGCGAGGACGCACAGCCCCCUGCAGUGUCGACUGCCAUUCUGUCGGAUGAGGCCGGCGAUUCCAGGGAUUCCAUUGCGGCGGCGAUAAAGUCGAACCCGCGAAAACGGAAGCCAAAGAUGAUUGAUGGCUGCGAGAUCAUAGUUCCUGGCGCACGCAGGUCUAUGGCUCCGGUGCAACCCCCUACUCCGUCGGCUGUGCAGCCGAGUCCUUCCAAUAAGCCUGAAACCUGCGCUACAGAGCCCGUGAUUUCCGGCAUUCCAGAGACAAGGGGCUCUGGCGCUUCCACAAUGCCCGACCUAAACCACGCCUCACCUGCAGCUGGCCCUGGACCCCACGACAAAACUCGGUGUGCAUACCAGGUACCAGCCUUCAUCGUGGCAUCGGCUGGACAAGCAACAGCCUGGGGACCCAGUGUAAUACCACCCGAUGCCCAUAGCGACCUGCCACCGCCCCCCAGGAACCCAUUUUCUGCGAACCCAAUCUCUGCAUCGGACCAAGUACCGACUUUGAGGCCAUCAUCGGCCUUUUCUGCUGUGACCCCUACUCUUUAUACACCGUCAAGACUCGUACCCCGCGUUGGCAGUCGGGAGGCUUGUCACGGCCGCGCACAGCCAAGACGGAAAUCUCUAGCCGCACAAUGUGGCUCUGCCCAGCCCCCACCCUGGUCCGAAGCGCAUAUGCCUAGAUUCGUGGCCGACGACAGCCAGACGCCUCCCGGAUGGCUAAUAGGCCAGUACAGCCGUGACAAACAAAAGUGGAAGGCUCCAGUCAUCUACACUCCCCUUUCGUUCCCACCUACCCCUAUGUCGAGCCAGAGGAACCAGGCAUUCCAACUGACGCAGCCCCUGCUGCAUGUCUACGGAUCAGAGCCCCGGUUCGCGCUUGUUUGCGAGCCGCCACCCAGCCCCUCCUUUGUCAGCGAGCAGGACCGCACAGCCGAGGCAGCGCUCGCUCUCACGUCUAUGAAAGCCGUCCGGCCAUGAUCUCGGUGGCUUUCGGUUAAUUCUCUUGCUCACGCCAUGCCAUGAUGAUUUGGGGUUCGGUUAAUUCUCUUAUUUACGCCACGUCAUGAUGAUCACCGGCGAGUGAUUCGGCUUGUUUGAUUUCCCUGAGCGUGCUUUUACAUCUGGUAUAUAUAGAUUUAUCGCAUAUGCUUGGGCUUGGAAUGGUUUGCCCUCGGCCGGGGCAAGGAAUCACGAAUUGCUUUUAUGAACCUCCACCUUAGAAUACCCUUUUUCUUCGUACAUGACCAUUCAUUUCUUUGUUGUUGGUUGUUGUGGGGGGAAUUUUCGUUUCUUUUUAGGGGGAGGGUUUCUGGUAUCGGUGGCAAGUCUCUCGACACGGCCAAAUCAUGUCGCUACACAAUUUGAGGUCCCCGCUAGUCACCUCGAGCUGCGUCUCGAGAGACGGCACAAACCGGGGACAUUUAGUUGUAGGAUGGUUUGGUGAAGGUCGAGGAACUUUAGGUGGAGAGGUGAGAAGCAACAAGAUCUACAUUCAGUUAGCUAGUACAGUGGUGCCAUUUGGAUGUGAAUAGGUGGUCGA